ACAAGGUAUGCAGGAGAUAUGCAUACUGGCUAUUAGUGUAGACAAUAUUACACAAAUUUGUAAUGUGAAAGGUCAUAUCGUGUAUACUUUCUACUAUUAUCAUUUAUUACUACAUUUUAUUUAUUAUUCAAUUUUAUUUUAUUUAUUAUUACUAUAUUUUAUUAUUCAAUUUUAUUUUAUUUGUUAUUACUAUAUUUUAUUCAUUAUUGAUUUUUGUUUUAUUUAUCAUUAAGUAUUUGUUUAUUAUCACUUUUUAUUUUACUUAUUACUAUGUUUAUUAUUAUUACUCUUACUUGAUUAUGACUUACUUAUCCUUUACCAAUUAUUUCAUUUGCUAUUUGUAUCUAUUUGUUGUAAUUGUAAAACCCUCGGAUGCCCCGACCAUCGCGUAGAGAUGCAAUCUAUCCGGUUUCUGUACACCCGCAAUCAGGUUUUCGUGCUCCUAGGCGUUUCAUCUGCUCUUCCUUUCUUUCAACGAUGGUUGAUAGCAUCUACCGUACUAGAUCUCUCGGGGUCGCUGCUGAAGGUUUGCCUGAUCAGUACGCAGAUGGCAAAGCCGCUAGAGUGUGGCAUAGAUACAUUGGCUCUGUAUCUGACCGAACGUCUGUCUAUCGCAUGUGGUUGUCUGAUUUUCUCCGUUCUAAGGGAGUGAAACAUGUUUUGGACGUAGCUUGCGGAACAGGAGUAGACUCGAUCAUGCUGUUGGAGGAAGGUUUCCGCGUAACUAGCGUAGACGCUAGUGACAAGAUGCUCAAAUUUGCUCUCAGGACGCGAUGGGGGAGAAGGAGAGAACCUGCGUUUGACAACUGGGUGGUAGAAGAGGCCAACUGGCUGUCUCUCAGUAAGGCAGACCUUAACAGUCCAACUGAAGGAUUUGACGCUGUCAUCUGCCUGGGAAAUUCAUUUGCCCAUCUGCAGGACUUUGAUGGAAAACAGAACAAUCAACGGGUUGCUAUUGCCAACUUUCAUGAUGUCCUCAAACCCGGUGGAUUGCUCAUUAUUGAUCAUCGAAAUUACGAUGCUAUUCUUGAUACCGGGAAAGCACCAGCCAGGAAUAUCUACUACCAGGGAGAUGUCAUCACGUCAAUACAAACUUCGUGUUUGUAUGUCGAAGGAAAGGCAACAAUGGUUACAUUGGAUUAUUUUCUCAUCCCAGAGGAAGAGGAUACAUUAGAGAUGAAGCAACCAAAUUCAGAAACGGAAGCUAAACCAGACAAAUUUCGUCUGUCCUACUACCCACAUCGUGUCAAAGACUUCACCAACCUUCUCAAAACCUCAUUUGGUGAAGACACAUCCUACACAAUACUGGGUGACUUCAAGCCACUAGAAGAAAUCGAGACACCUGCCUACUUCAUCCACAUCAUCGAGAAAAGCACUUAACAUUCAUAGAAACGUCACACAGCUAACAUAAGUGAUUUUACUGUUAGAAAUUAUGCAAACUCUUACAAAAAAACGGUAGCCAAUCAGUACAGGAGUAAAUCUAUAUAACAAAACAUCUCGUUUCAUUUUCGGUUUCCCACAUCACUUUCUAUACUGAAACCAUUAUUGGCCACUUCAAACAUCAACCUUGUUCAU
Molecule: messenger RNA, 1575 nt
Organism: Corticium candelabrum
Lineage: Eukaryota; Metazoa; Porifera; Homoscleromorpha; Homosclerophorida; Plakinidae
Product: glycine N-methyltransferase-like
Exons: 4
Coding region: 373-1380 (335 amino acids)
Biological process (GO): protein homotetramerization; regulation of gluconeogenesis; S-adenosylmethionine metabolic process
Cellular component (GO): cytosol
Molecular function (GO): glycine binding; S-adenosyl-L-methionine binding; identical protein binding
Source: RefSeq, a predicted model, not a curated record